AGAGAGGGAGAGAGCAACAGUAAGAGAGAGGAGGAGAGAGAGAAAGAGAGACACCAAACUGCAGAACUGGAUCAGAAAGCAAAGCCUGAAUGAGACCGUGUAUGUGAGAAAGAGGGGAACAAGUGGAGGAAAGAGUUUCCGAAAUACUAACAUUUUGUCUUGGGAAGGAAAAUUAUAGGCUGCUGUAGGAACUAGUCCGGUGGAUGAAGAUACCAUGUGGUUUUUAUGUUGGGAAAUUGUUAUUUAGCUCCCUUUUUCUCAACCAAAGAAUCUAAUUGCUUUUGGAGGGUGAUAUUUUCUUUUUAAUUAAGGAAAAAAAAGAAAGAGAGAGAGAAUAAGGCAUUGGGGUUUCACGUUGUGUCUAAAGAUCUGUGGGAGGUCAAAUCAAACAGGCAAAGAAUUGGGACCGACAGAGAUGAAGAAGUUCAAAGGAUUUUUGUGCCUCUGGCUCAAACGGUUGGAAUGGUUUUACCCGUAGGUUUGUGAAAAGAGGCGCCGGUGACACGCUGGGGAAAUGCUGCAGUUUGGCUAGCCGGGGCGAGUGGAGCGGACAGUGACACCAGGAGAGACUCGGGAGGUUAGGUACCAGUAAGGAGCUCAUCAUUAGUUCCCAGCCAGUUCCCAGUGGGCCCUGGAUACAAAUGUUAUUUAGCCGUCUUCACUCGCUCUGAAUCGUGUUGUCAGCUGUCGUUCGGAUUACAAGGGAGGCAUGAGUGUGGGCAUGAACAAGCGCUACAGCAUCGUGUCUUCAGAGGAGGAAGGACUGCGGCUCACGACCAUGCCGGGAGUGAAUGGCUUUGGCAACGGCAAGAUCCACACCCGCCGGAGGUUCCGCAACCGCUUCGUCAAGAAGAAUGGCCAGUGCAACGUUCAGUUCGCCAACAUGGACGAGAAGUCCCAGCGCUACAUAGCCGACAUAUUUACCACCUGUGUUGACAUCCGCUGGAGGUAUAUGCUUCUGGUUUUCAGCCUGGUGUUUGUGCUGUCCUGGCUGGCAUUUGGGUUAGCCUUCUGGGUGAUCGCGCUCUUGCACGGGGACCUGGACAAUCCUGCAGGGGAUGAAAACUUCACCCCAUGUGUGCUCCAGGUAAACGGCUUCGUGGCGGCAUUCUUGUUCUCCAUCGAGACUCAGACCACUAUUGGCUACGGCUUUCGCUGCGUGACAGAGGAGUGUCCCAUGGCCGUCUUCAUGGUGGUGUUCCAGUCCAUUGUGGGCUGCAUAAUCGACUCUUUCAUGAUUGGGGCAAUCAUGGCAAAAAUGGCCCGGCCCAAGAAGAGAGCCCAGACACUACUUUUUAGCCACAAUGCUGUAAUCGCACUGAGAGAUGGCAAACUCUGCCUCAUGUGGCGAGUUGGGAAUCUAAGAAAGAGUCAUAUUGUGGAAGCCCAUGUCAGAGCGCAACUGAUAAAGCCUCGGGUCACAGAGGAGGGCGAAUACAUACCUUUAGACCAAAUAGACAUUAAUGUUGGGUUUGAUAAAGGUCUAGAUCGUAUCUUUCUGGUCUCCCCUAUAACAAUCCUCCAUGAGAUUGAUGAAGAAAGCCCGCUCUUUGGCAUCAGCAAACAGGACUUGGAAACGGCCGAUUUUGAGAUAGUGGUCAUACUCGAAGGGAUGGUGGAGGCCACGGCAAUGACCACGCAAGCACGCAGCUCGUACUUGGCCACAGAGAUCUUGUGGGGUCAUAGGUUCGAACCUGUCCUCUUUGAGGAGAAAAAUCAGUACAAAGUGGACUAUUCCCACUUCCACAACACCUAUGAGGUACCGUCGACCCCGCGCUGCAGUGCCAAGGACAUGGUUGAAAACAAGUUCCUGGUCCCUACCACAAAUUCUUUCUGUUAUGAGAAUGAGCUUGCUUUCAUGAGUAGGGAUGAGGAGGAUGAGGAAGACACUGACAGGGCACUGGAUGACUUGAGUCCUGAUGUCAACAGCCGGCAAGAGUUUGAAAGGCUACAGGCCACCUUAGGAAUGGAACAUAUGCCAUUCCGGAGAGAGUCUGAAAUUUGACCUCGGCCUUUGACCCGGCAUCAACUUUUAAUUGCAUUUCCUCAAAUGCUUUAUUUCACUGAAUAAAUGCAGAACAAUGCAAGUGCCAUAGGAAAACAUAACUACUGUAAUAGCGCUAUAAAGUCAAGGGACAAUAGCUCUUAUUUUCAAUCUCAAAGCAAAAGGAAAAAAAAUGAGACAAACGUGAGUGAAAACAGAACGCAUCCUAGUCAAAGAGUGAUCAGAGAGGAAUUCUUAUAAAAACUUGAAUUUUUUCAUAUGGUAGAGCAAGCUGAAAGCUUUACACGACAAAAUAUUUUAAAAUCCCAUCUUCAGAUGGGUUAAUCACAGACUUAGGGUGUAAAUAGACAGCUUAGAUAAGUAAUAUUUUGUGUGAAGCAUUAUUAUGAACAAAUCUAUUUAAAAACAUAAGUCUUUUGGUAUGUUAACCUGCUAUUUGGUACAAAACGACCGUAGUACUGCCAGUGGAAGGGGUGCAAUCCCACACCUGCCAUAUAGAAAAUCUGGAUUUUCACAUACAAGUCCAUAGGUCCAGUGACAAAAUUCCUUGGAAGUGCAUUGCUGCAUCUGACAGUAAAUGAGCCGCAUAAUGCAAGUGUGGGGUGGCAUAGUGUCGUUGUUACUGAGGUGAAACACCAAGCUGCUACGUGGCGAAAACGACCGCAAGGAAAAAAGACACGUCUGGCAACUUAUCAAAGACUCAGCACUAAUUUGCACUAUUAUUUGAGGAUCAUCACAUUAUGUAUGUUGCACAUUUACAUCAGUCUCUCAGUGACUUUGCUUUGUUUUCCCAGACUGAUCGGUUCUUUGAUUUUAGGUUACUAGCAGAAACUACUCUACGUCAUUAAAACGCAGUCAUCAAACAGUCACACACAAGGCGCACAAAUACUGAACCUAAAACAGCAUUUUUAAGAUAACUAUUAAAUCACUUAUCUGAAAAUGACAGCUUUUUUAGUAAAUGCAUGGCAGUGAUAUUCAUAUGUAUGUAUUAAAUAUUAUUUACAUCCUCUCCACUUGAAGCAAAUUAAACUGAGAUUAUCGAAUUGAGAGAUUACAGUUUAUUAAACUGUUUUUACGUCCGUCACUUUGUUACCUGUAUCUAUGCACAUCAGAAAUUUUAUUGGAAGGUAGGAGUUCUUGAAGAAGUGUUGACUUUACAUAUUAUCUAACAGAUUCCUCUGCAAGACACCAAGCAGAAAUACUCAGAAGUUAAACAAAUCGAUUUUGUAGCAUAUUCCUGGGGCAAUAUUGCCCUAGCAAUGAGUAAUUACCAAUAAUUUAGAUGGAAUAAUGAAUGCAUUACAAUAAUUACUACAGCAUUAUUAAAUUAUCAAAAACCAUGGACAUUUUCAAUAGGAAAACAUGAGGUGAGGAUGAAGAGUACUGAUGUGGAGAAUAAGCGUCUUUUGUUCAUUCUUGAGGAUUAUGGUCACAUAAUUUUCCGGAUAUGAACAUAAGUGGGAUUAAGACAUAAGGCACCUCUAUGGACAAAGCUUCUACUUACCCAGAUCAUAUUGAUCUAACUGAUCGGUGGUGCCUGUCUUAAAGCACAUGGACAUGGGCCGAACGCCAAACGUCCAGGGAACCACGACUGUCAGCCAGCACCGUGGAGAGGAUAGCUGAGUCUCAGCAGAAUGGUGCGAAACCCAUCCUGAAGGCUGGCGGGUAAAAACCAGAUGAGAGGAAGUGCGCUCGGCACGGCGGUAUAUGUGGCAGUAUCCGGCUUCUUUUGUUUUAGAAAUUUCAUUUUUGGUCUGACUCCUUUGUGACUUUAUAACCUAGUAGAGAAUUCUAAAUUCUAAAGCUGCAGAAAGUGAGACUUAGACUGCAUGGCUUAGAUUUUCGAUAGCGUGGUAUCAACAUUUAGUGACUAAUGUAACUCAUAGUUAAGGUGAACCAAGAUCCGACUCCCCCCCCCCCCCCAAAUCACCUUAUCCUUGCUAACAGGGUUGCUAAGCAGAUUAGGAUAGUGGGUAACUGCUGAUUAUGUAGAGCACAUCCUUGAACUUUAAGGUAUCCUUUUAAGUCCGACAACAAAAAUUAAACAUAAGACCACUCUGCCAUAUACUUUAGAAUGGUGUACUAUUCAGACUAGAAUAGACUAGAGACAACUAGAGAAAAACACCUUAUUCGCUUGGAAACAGAAAAAAAAAAACAUAAAUUCAUGACAAUAAGACAAGACUAAUUACUUCACCAUAAAUCAAAUUUGUGGAAACAGAUUAUGGGCCACAAUUUCAUUACAAGUUGGAUCAUUUCAUCACCAACAACACCCAAAAUUGCAUUUCUGCUAUUCCCACAAGAAAUGCACGAUGCUACAACAGUCAUGGCCUUCGUAAACAAAUUUCAAACUGGGCUUUGCGGGCAAAAUACAGAAGUGUUAUAAAUAUUGGAUAGACAGGGAGGUUGCUGUUUAAUUUUUUAGAGAAUACAUUUCCUUCCGUUGUUUCUGUACAGUCUAAAUGAUAGGCCUCAAGGCUUCACCUUUCCCCCACUCAUUUUCAGCAACUCAUUCCCCAACUAAGAGUGCUUCCCAUACACAAAACCCAACAUAGCUAUAAGAAAGUCUCUUCAACCAAGUGGAUUCAUUUUUGGCCCAAAUGCACUUCAUCACCUGCAAAGAAGCUAGCUAUAUUUUCUGUUGAUAUAAUUUCCGAGAAGAAAAGCAAUGCGUUGAGGACAAAGCGGAAGUAUGGUGUGUUGGAAGACCACCCAGCCUACAGUGUAGUGCCUAGGAAAAGCAAUAAACAAAGCGAAAGUGGACAGACUCAGCAAUAACUACUGGAACGCACCUUUGUUCACUAACAAGUAUACUGACCCAUUUGGUUUUGUUCGACUGGAGAUUGAAAAGGUCUCGUCACUGACAUUCACAACAUGUUUGUCCACAACAAUCAACCACUCUGCAGUGGUUGUUUCCUCAAGGAUAUGAACUGCUGAACAGGCAUUUAAGAAAAGAAAAGAAAUUCUGAGGAUGCUGCCAUCCCAGAGGGGGCAGAAUGUCGAGACUCAUCUGGACUAAAUUAGAAGUCUUGGGGUGGGGGGGUUGAUUAUCCACAUCAGAAAAAGCAGCAAGGUAUUGAUGCACCCUGUGCUUUGGCUGAACUCUCUGCAUUCUGUACUUUAGGACAAAUGCUUCUCACCUUGACGUUUUUAAACUAUUACUGUUACUGUAAAAUGCCUGCUGUUCCUCAUACUGUAUGCUGAACUGGGUUUAAACUUCUCAAAACUUUUGUUUUUCUGUAAUGGCACAGGCUACAUUUUUGAGGUCUGCCUUACACUUUGCACAGCAAGGGCAUAGAUUUGGGUAUGGAGGGUACUGACAUGUCCCUGUCAAUAUUGUGGGAGUGCCCAGUGUGUGAAGGGGGGUCCCGAUCAAUGCUGAAACCAAAGCUACGCCCUUGUUGUGCAUGUUGUCUUCUGUGAAGCAUCAGGUGACAUUUCACACAGUAUUUUUCACACUGUCUUACCCACACCUGUCACAUACUUCACUUUGUUCAUCUCAGAUAUACAAUUUUUACCAAUGACAGAUUCUUCACUACAUAAAUCAACAGGCUCCUGGUCAUAGGUGAACUGUUAGAUCACAUUAAGUGUGUCCUAGUCUGACAUCCUAAGUUUGACUCCUGGGUAAUCAUUUUGCGUCUUCUUUGCCACCUGUCAGAAUAAUUUCUAGCUAUUAAACGAGUAGGCACAUAGUUUAAAACUAGACACUUAAACUGAGUUGCUUUUUUCAUCUUUGCCCCCAAAACAGCACCACAGAUAAAUAUCUGUGAAUAAAGAACACAAAAUGUGCAUCAUACAUGUUUGAAGGCAAGAAAAAGGACCGUUUGAAACGGAUUCCAUCUGUAUUGGCCAAAAAGUUUGUACAUUAUCAUUAUCAUUCAUUUAUUCACUGAUGAGGGGGGCAAACAGUAACUUUCCAGAUCACAAAAAGACACGUAGGUAAUAUUCUCAAGGUGAAAAGAGUUUUUGCUCCCGCCCUAAUCUGUAUGCUUUGUACUGCCUUCUGGGAAGGCUCUUGUAACCUGUUGUGUGAAACCGUUGUUCCUACUAUAGGAUGUGAGGCCUCUCUAGAAUGUUUGUGGUUCUCACUACAUGUAACCAUGGUAAUAAUGUAUCAUUAGCUUCUAUGCUGCAUCAUGGGAAUGUAUGAAUCAUUAUGCUUUUGACUUGUAAAUUAUUAGUUUUAUUUGUUAAAAAAAUCUGAUCCCACUCUUUAAAAGCAAAUGUACUGGGUACACAAAGUAAGUGAAAAAUGUGGAUACCUGCUCAAUAUUCACACAAAUCAACCUAUUUAUUUUUAUACCUAAUAGAUUAUUUUCCUGACAUCAGAUAGGAAAAUCAUCUUGUAAAGAUGGGUUUUUACAGGUUUUUCUUGGCAACUGUAAUGACAUAAAAGUACACAUCUAAGAUAAA
Messenger RNA from Paramormyrops kingsleyae, 6415 nucleotides. RefSeq names its product potassium inwardly rectifying channel subfamily J member 12a (gene kcnj12a). Gene Ontology annotation, molecular function: inward rectifier potassium channel activity. Gene Ontology annotation, cellular component: plasma membrane. Gene Ontology annotation, biological process: regulation of monoatomic ion transmembrane transport; potassium ion import across plasma membrane. The record is from RefSeq and is a predicted model, not a curated record. Lineage: Eukaryota; Metazoa; Chordata; Actinopteri; Osteoglossiformes; Mormyridae.